AUGCAGUCGACGAAACCAUUUUCGAAGACUCACUGCCAGACGGCAAGCACAGAGAACAUCAGUCCCACAAAUACUGGCCCAAUCCUUAAACAAUCACCACUGGGUAGAACUCCAAUAAAGAGAGUGCGAUUUUCUCCUUCCACGACGUCACUGAAAGGAAAAUGGAACGACAUACCUGAACGUACAAAACGAUUUGCUCGUUCCUCGCCUCAAAAAGCAAGUGUGGCGAGAAGACAUACUUUUGAUGUGCGCGGCGACAAACCACAGAAGGCGGAUGGUUGCAGAGUUAGCGUCCGGGAAUGCAUGAUCAGCGGUCCCAAGAAGCUCCUUACACGGGAAGAGCUGGAGCGAGAAUGUGCCAAGAGGAAUCGUGGAAAUUCUCGGUUGGAUUCUGACGCUAUUGGCCCACAGUUUCAUGUCUCUAGGUCGGGGUCGUUUCAAAGACUGCUAGCUCAGAGACUCAGAGUGUGGCCUAGCAGCAGGCGGGGCGACCAGAAAAAAGCGGGCGAACACUUUCGUCGCGUCUCAUACCCCGAGUGA
Messenger RNA from Sparassis crispa, 540 nucleotides. RefSeq lists its product as hypothetical. NCBI's taxonomy places the organism in Eukaryota, Fungi, Basidiomycota, Agaricomycetes, Polyporales, Sparassidaceae. The transcript has 2 exons. The coding region runs from base 1 to 540 and encodes 179 amino acids. The record is from RefSeq and is a predicted model, not a curated record.